Messenger RNA from Pyrus x bretschneideri (Chinese white pear), 772 nucleotides. RefSeq lists its product as uncharacterized. The transcript is spliced from 3 exons. NCBI's taxonomy places the organism in Eukaryota, Viridiplantae, Streptophyta, Magnoliopsida, Rosales, Rosaceae. The record is from RefSeq and is a predicted model, not a curated record. Bases 135 to 656 code for a protein of 173 amino acids.
UUUUCUCCAACAAGCACACAUAUUGAGAGAGAGAGAGAGAGAGAGAGAGAGAGAGAGAGAGAGAGAGGUUGAGGCAUUGUUCUUCUUCUUCUUCUUUCUUCUUGCAAUCUGGUGUUUUAGAGAAGAGUUGGAAAAUGGAGAAAACUCUGACAAGAGUUGGGAGAUUUUGGGUUUCCAAGAAAGCUAAGGAAGAGAUCUCCAACAUCACUCAAGAUCUCUCUUCAUUAUCAAACACUGUUGAGGAGAAAGCAAAACGGAUAUUCAACAAGCUCAAAGGUAAGCAACAAAAACCGUUGCCUGAUCUUCUCCGAGAGUACUACCUUCCACCCGGCCUGUUUCCCCGGAACAUAACAUGUUACGAAUUUGACGAAUCAAAGGGCAAGCUCAUUGUUUACUUGCCUUCUCCCUGUGAAGUGAGCUUCAAGGACUCAUCUGUUGUACGAUACAGCAUUCGCAUCAAAGGAACAUUGUCGAGGGGAAAGCUUAGUGGAAUCGAAGGAAUGAAGACAAAGAUUCUGGUGUGGGUGAAAGUCACUAGCGUUUCUGUCGAGGGCUAUAAGUCUGACAAAGUAUGGUUCACCGCUGGUAUGAAGAAAUCACGACCCAAAGAUGCUUAUGAAAUGCCUCGCGAUGCUAUUAUAGUCGAAGAAUUCUAAGGAUGUGUGAGGUUUUUCGUUUUUACACGUUAUAUUUUCGGAAUAUGAAAAUCUUAAGCAAAUACUUGUGCACGCAAUUGUUUUCUUUUAUUCAAUAUGCAGAAAUUGUCAUGCGA